Molecule: messenger RNA, 3522 nt
Organism: Uloborus diversus
Lineage: Eukaryota; Metazoa; Arthropoda; Arachnida; Araneae; Uloboridae
Product: epsin-2-like
Exons: 7
Coding region: 1-1230 (409 amino acids)
Biological process (GO): endocytosis
Cellular component (GO): endosome; plasma membrane; clathrin vesicle coat
Molecular function (GO): clathrin binding; phospholipid binding
Source: RefSeq, a predicted model, not a curated record
AUGUUUUUUAAGGUUGCUCAGCAGUGCAAGGAAAAUAUUUUUGCAAUACAAACAUUAAAAGACUUUCAAUAUGUUGAAGAAAAUAAGGACCAGGGAAUGAAUGUUCGAGAAAAAUCAAGGCAAUUAGUAUCACUUUUGAGGGAUGAUGAGAGAUUAAAAAGUGAAAGAUCAAGAGCAUUAAAAGCAAAAGAAAGAUUUGCCCAAGCUACUUCACAUGCUGGAAAUGAAGCUAGUGGAAGUGGCUCUCCUGGAGGCAAGGAUUCCGUUGAAUCUUCCCCUGAUGGUUCAGCUGCUAGAGGUGCUGUUUGCACUGAGCUAGAAAAUGCUCGUCCUCAAACUGCUGGUGAAGAAGAGUUGCAAUUGCAGUUGGCAUUGGCUAUGAGUAAGGAAGAAGCUGAGCAAGAGGAACGACUACGGCGAAAUGAUGAUCUCAGGCUUCAAAUGGCUCUUACAGAGAGUCAGGAAAACUAUCACAGAUCAAAUUCAGAAGAAAAUCCUUCUCCAGAUCUUUUGGGCAUUUGUACAUCUCCUACCAGCCAUUCUGCUCCAAAACUAAAUACUGAUCCAUGGGGAAUGCCUGUUCCUAAGGAAUCAGAUCCUUGGCAGACUAAGGGGGCUGCUGCAAUGGGAAAGGGUGACCCGUGGGGUGGUGCUUCAUCUCCUCCAUCAGUUCCAGCCACUAAACCUUGGGCUCCUCGGAUGUCUACAUCAGCCAGUGUUUCGUUUGAAGCUCUUGGUCGCUCCAAUGGCGAAUUAGAUGAUUAUGAUUUCAUGAACAAAAGAUCAGCAAUGAGCUCUCCAGAUACAAGUAUUCAACGAGGGACCCCAAAUCCAUUUGAUAUGGCUGAGUUAAAGGAAUCAUUUGCUGCUUGUGCAUCUCAAGUGAAAGAGAAUGGUCACUCUUUUGCUAAUGUGAGAAAAACACCUGAAACCUUCUUGGGUCCAAAUUCAAACUUGGUAAAUUUAGAUGCUUUAGUUAGCACCCAAGGAUCUGAUCGAGAGAUUGGGUCUGGAAAUCCAUUUGGAAAUCCACCACCUGUAAACAAUCCGUUUCAAGCAAUUAGACCGCCACCUCCAACUAUAAACCAACUUAGAGCUCAAAUGCAGUUUGUCCCACCAAUGCAACCUGGUAUUGUGGUUCCGCCUACAGUCAUGCCUACUCCUGUAGUAUCUAUUCCUAAUGUCACUGCAUUUUCCUCUAGCCCUCAAGCUAACAAUCCAUUUCUGUAAAAGAGUGAUGUUUUAAUUUAUAAAUGCUUCCAUUAAACAAUUGUGUGCCUCAACAUGGCUAUGUCUUUGCCUCUGCAACAAGUGUCAUUGCAUGUUGCUAUGGUGUAAAUUUUAAAAAACAUUAACAGUAAUAUGUACUGAUAUUGUCUUCAUUUAAGUUACCUUUAUUAAUAGGUUGUAAUUGUUUAUAACCUGUUUUUAGGGAAAGCAAUUAUAUGUUUAUGUUGUAGGGAAAAAAAUGUGAUACUACGAACUAAGUUUGAAUUUAGUUUUUAUUUAUAAUUAUCGUACUUGAUCUUCAAAGUGAGUGUCAUCAAAAUGUAAAUUUUUGGACUAUCAUGAUUGUAUACCUAAGAUGAACAUUUGCAUAAUGGUCUUUAUGAAUUCAUUUAAAUGUUAUUUUAAGGUCAUUUGAAUAUUGCUCUUUUUAAUAUGAAUUUUCAAAUUUAUUUAUCAUGCUUAUUUACAUAUUUGUUUGUGUAUAAAUAAGGUAAAACCUUGUAGAUUCAUUCAUAUGUUCCCAGCAGAACUCAACUUGCACAGAAUGAAUUUCUUAUGUUAGGCGGUCCAUUUAUUGAUAUUUUCUUUAAACGAUGAAUUAUGAAAUAAUGUAAUUAGAUAAAUAUUAUAUCAUCUCCUUCCUGUGCAAUGCAACAGUUCGGUAAUCAUAAUAACCCUUUGUGUCCAUAAUCCCUUGUAGUUGUAUUCUGUAAAUUCAUGAUAGGAGAGGGAUGUAAAUUCUUUGUCAAGUAAUAUGGUUAAUCAUAAAAUGUUUUGCAUAUGAGAUUUAUGUAGAUUACAUGAGAUUUAUUUUUAGAAUAUUGUAAAUAUUCAUCUGUAUGAGUCUCGUAUGAAACUGUGUAAUAUAAUCCUUUUUCCUUUUCACAGCUAUCAUAUCACUAGAAAACAUCAAGUAUUUUUUGUGCAAAUAAAUUAAUAUUUAAAUAGCAUAAAGCUAUUAUGGUAUGUGGAUGUAUUAUCCAUCUCAGUGCUAAUUACGUGAUACAGUAACUGAAUGUGAUUUUAUUCAUUUUCUUAGACUUUAUUUUAAAGCUAGCAAAAAGUGGAAAUGUAAUAUUGAUUGAAAGUAUCAUAUUGUCUGUGUUCUAACUGGAAUUUAUAUAUACUCAAACAUCAGGCAUAACUGUAUAGAUAUCUAUAUUUACACCUCAUAUAAAAUUGCCUCAUUAUGUAUGUGAUUGUACAUAAAACAUGUUAUUGAUUUUAAUAAUUCUUUGACUCAUUUUAAACAUGAUUUUUUUAUUUUUUAUUAUUUUUUUCAAGUGCUAUUCAUUUUAAGUCCUUGACACAAAACAAAGAUUUACUAAAUGAAUGAGUGGCAUAUAUAGGAUUUCAAUCAAUUGUUUAAAGUUACCAUAUUACAGAAACAAAAAAGAAAAUAUAGCUGCAAAAUGUUAUUACAUAUGUUAGCACAUUUUUACAGUGCCUUUAAGUUUAUUUAAACCCUUUUUCUUGCAAUAUUGUGCCACUUUUUAAUUUUUUUGGGCUUUCAUAUUUUUAAUACUCUUCAAAUAUAAUAAUCAUUUUUUAGCUCUCCAUAUAAUGUGUAUUUUUAAUUUUUAUUCAUUAAAUUUUAUUAUUUUAAGUUCUACUUUAGAUUGAAAUAUUCAGCUGUAUAAUAAUGAAAGACUAAUUUUAUGUGACUUGUUACAUUUUCAUUGUCUUAUAUAGUUUUUUUACUGUCAUAUUUUUAACAGCUCAUGUCAAAUGUGUACAGUUUGAAUUCAUAUUUAACUUUUUCCUAUGUGGAAUUAUCAGUGUGCAUAGUAAACACGUUAAAGCUUAUCCUUUUUUAGUCUUUAUUAUGCUUUGUUUUUCAUUAGUUUGCAUUUAAGCUUGUGUGCUCAUUUGGUUUUUAGUGGAUAGUUUGAUCUUUUCAUUUCUUUAUUUCCAAAUUUUAAUACUAUGUUCUGUCUUCCUUUCUGCAUUAAAAUCCUAUUUACAUUUCUUGAACUAGUCUUUUUAUUGUUGGAUCAUCUUAUAUUUUAUUUUGGAUUCUUUUUGUAAAUAUAGUUAUCAAUGUUGAUUUAAUUUGGCUUUCAAAAUUUUCUUUUCUCAGUAUUGAAACCAGUAUUGAUGCGGCGCAUUGAAAAGCCUUGCUUGGUAUUUUGUUAAUUUUUUGGCACUUCUUUGGCAUAAGAUUGUGAUAUUAUGUAACAAAAGUUUUGUAUACAACUUCAAAAGAUAUUGGGGUCAUGUUCCUUGUGAUUCUGCCGUUCUGGCUUGUGCUAUAUUAUGACAGUAUUUAGCUAUGAAUAAAAGCUAUGAUCU